This is a messenger RNA of Aspergillus tanneri, 2757 nucleotides long. It is a transcript of the gene SEC24, whose product is annotated as COPII subunit SEC24. Gene Ontology annotation, cellular component: endoplasmic reticulum exit site; COPII vesicle coat. Gene Ontology annotation, biological process: intracellular protein transport; COPII-coated vesicle cargo loading; endoplasmic reticulum to Golgi vesicle-mediated transport. The coding region runs from base 1 to 2757 and encodes 918 amino acids. Gene Ontology annotation, molecular function: zinc ion binding; SNARE binding. The record is from RefSeq and is a predicted model, not a curated record. The transcript has 3 exons. Lineage: Eukaryota; Fungi; Ascomycota; Eurotiomycetes; Eurotiales; Aspergillaceae.
AUGGCAGCACCACAAGGAGGUUAUCCUCCCCAAGAAGGGUACGGUCAACCGGUCGGUUACGAGUCUCCCACUCAACAACCCGCGGGGGUAGUUCCCGCCCCUGCCCAAGGACAAGCUGGAGGAAAAAAGAAGCGAGCAUACGCUGGAGAGGCCUUCGAGUUUGGUUCGGGUGCCAAUGCGGCUCUAGGAGGUCAACUGCCCGCCGGUGGUAGCUAUGGAGCCUAUCCACCUCAGCCCCAAGUUGCGGGAUAUCAGCAACCGACGGCAUACGGAGCCGAUCCGACCCAGAUGCAUGCUGCUGCUGCUGCUCCAGCUCCAGCUCCAGGAUAUGCCGGGCCGGUCGCUCAUAUGACCCAGCAAUUUGGCGCAAUGGGUAUGGCCGAUCCGCACCUCAUGCCGAAUCAGCCUCCCCAGCCGGCUCCCCAGAUCCCACGGCCUAUCCUCAACCAACUCUAUACGACGGAUCUUCUCACGCAGCCAUUUAAUGUUGCGGAACUUGACUUAGCCCCUCCUCCCAUUAUUUUGCCACCGGGGACUAGCGUGUAUCCCUCCCCUACUGCCAAUUGCCCUCCGAAAUAUGUCCGGUCAACGCUGAAUGCCGUGCCGACGACUCACUCUCUUCUGAAGAAGUCGAAACUGCCAUUCGCUCUGGUCAUCCAGCCAUAUGCGGCCCUCCACGAUUCCGAAGACCCUAUCCCAGUCAUCCCAGACCAAGUGAUCUCGCGUUGUCGACGCUGCCGAUCCUACAUCAAUCCCUUCGUGACGUUUCUUGAUCAUGGACACCGCUGGCGUUGCAACAUGUGUAAUUUGACGAAUGACGUGCCUCAAGCCUUUGAUUGGGACACCACCCUCCAAAAGCCCGCGGAUAGAUCGCUGAGGCCCGAUCUAAACCACUCAGUGGUCGAGUUUGUUGCCCCCCAAGAAUACAUGGUCCGGCCUCCGCAACCUCUUGUCUAUCUCUUCCUGAUCGAUGUGAGCUACGCUUCGGUCACCAACGGCCUCUUGGCCACGAGUGCUCGGUGUAUCAAGGAAAGCCUGGAUCGAAUCCCCAAUGCGGACCGCCGGACGCGUUUGGGUUUCGUCGCAGUUGACUCGAGUCUACAUUACUUCAGCAUUCCCCGCGAUGGCUCGGAAAAUUCGGAUCCUAGGAUGCUCGUUGUCAGCGACCUCGACGAACCUUUCCUCCCCAUCCCUGGAGAUCUUCUCGUAACGUUGAGCGAAUGCCGCGAAAACAUCGAGACAUUCCUUGAUAAACUGCAGGAGAUGUUCCAGAGCACUCAGAAUAAUGGCUGUGCAAUGGGAUCUGCUUUGCGUGCUGGUUACAAGUUGAUCGCACCUGUUGGCGGAAAGAUGACCGUACUCAGCUCGUCGCUCCCGAAUAUUGGACAUGGUUCUUUGACCAUGAGAGAGGACAAGAAGGUUUUGGGAACGAGCAAGGAGAGCAGCUUACUGCAGACGGCAAACAGCUUCUACAAGAGCUUUGCUGUGGAGUGUUCAAAGGCACAGGUUUCUGUGGACAUGUUCUUGUUCUCUUCUCAGUAUCAGGACGUGGCAUCCCUCAGCAACCUGCCAAGGUAUACGGGAGGCCAGACGUACUUCUAUCCCGGCUGGAACGCUGCUCGUGGAGAAGACGCAAUCAAGUUUGCUCGGGAGUUCUCUGAUUACCUUUCGUCAGAGAUUGGGUUGGAGGCUGUGCUCCGUGUCCGUGCUACGACCGGUCUGCGCAUGAACACAUUCUAUGGAAACUUCUUCAAUCGCAGCUCUGACCUAUGCGCCUUCCCGGCUUUUCCCCGCGACCAAGCGUAUGUUGUGGAGGUCGCCAUCGAUGAGACGGUCACGAAGCCGGUCGUGUGCAUGCAGACGGCUGUCCUUCAUACUACAUGCAACGGCGAGAGGAGAAUCCGGGUGUUGACCUUAGCCCUCCCUACUACUCAGAGCCUGCCCGAUGUUUACGCAUCGGCAGAUCAGCAAGCGAUCGCCACUUACUUUAGCCAUAAGGCUGUGGAACGGACACUUGGAAGUGGUCUGGAACCCGCCCGUGAGGCGUUGCAGGCCAAGAUCAUUGAGCUUCUCUCGACCUACCGAAAGGAGCUUGCCGGUGGAAGCGUCAGUGGUGGUGGCCUUCAAUUCCCAUCGAACUUGAGAGGGCUUCCAGUUCUUUUCCUGGCCAUGAUCAAAAACCUUGGCCUCCGGAAAUCCGCACAGAUCCCGACCGACAUGCGGUCUGCCGCCCUUUGCUUGUUGUCGACGCUUCCCCUACCCCUUCUCAUGCAAUAUAUCUACCCGAAGAUGUACUCCCUCCAUGACAUGCCGGACAACGCAGGGUUGCCCGAUGAGCAGACGGGCGAAAUUGUUCUUCCCCCAUCGGUGAACUUGUCCUCUGAGCGCGUUGUCCCCUAUGGACUUUACCUCAUCGACGAUGGCCAGACGCAAUUCCUCUGGGUUGGCCGUGAUGCGGUCCCACAGCUCAUCAUAGAUGUUUUCGGCCUUACCGACAAAUCGCAACUUCGCGUGGGCAAGCAGAAUUUGCCCGAACUGGACAAUGAUUUCAAUCAACGAGUACGGGCAGUGGUUGAGAAGAGCCGGGACCACCGGUCGAAGGGCGUUGGCAGCAUUGUGGUACCACAUCUGUACGUCGUGAAGGAGGAUGGAGAACCUGGUCUCCGGCUGUGGGCACAAACCAUGCUUGUGGAAGACCGGGCCGACCAAAGUGUCAGCUUGGUGCAGUGGAUGGGGUCUUUGCGCGAAAAGGUUUGA